Molecule: messenger RNA, 504 nt
Organism: Bathycoccus prasinos
Lineage: Eukaryota; Viridiplantae; Chlorophyta; Mamiellophyceae; Mamiellales; Bathycoccaceae
Exons: 2
Coding region: 1-504 (167 amino acids)
Biological process (GO): ribosomal large subunit biogenesis; translation
Cellular component (GO): cytosolic large ribosomal subunit; ribosome
Molecular function (GO): structural constituent of ribosome; RNA binding
Source: RefSeq, a predicted model, not a curated record
AUGGUGUUCUGUUUUCUCUCCGUCUCUCGGGGCGAAAGCCUCUCGAUGUCACUCGUCGUCGUCGUCGUAAAGUCAUCCGGGGGAGAGCGCUCGAUGACUUUCUCUGCUCGCUCUUGGCAACGCAUACUUACCAAAACAAACAUCGAAUUAGGCCGAGUCGCGCUGGUCAACUUGAAAGCGGACAAAUUGUACGGCAAGCUCGUCGUCGUCGUCGACUUGGUGGACCAAAACAGAGUUUUAGUCGACGCGCCGGGCAUCAAGCGAUGCAUCAUCAACUUGAAACGCUUAGCAAUCACGCCGAUUAAAUUGGACACGGGGAGAUGUCCGGACGCGGCGGCGUUGGCGGCGGCGCACAAAGGCGCGGCGGCGGAAUUCGCGGCGUCUAAGUGGGGGCAAAAGAUCGCGAGGCAAAGCGCGAGAAAGACGUUGACUGAUUUUGAUAGAUUUAAGGUUGCGAUUGCGAGAUCGAAGAGAUCCGCGAUUGUCAAGAAGGCGAUGGCUUAA